AUGUCGGACUCCGAUUUUGACACGAUCAGGAAGCUGCAAGCUGAGCGGAAUGCCGCUUCUGCUGGUAAGAAGGGAUCAAAGACAUUUGAUCCGUCAAGUCAGCGAACUGAUGUCUCCACGAAGGCCUCCCUGACCGAAAGCUUCGACACGUCCCUUUACGAGCGCGACGGAGGGGACAAAUUUGCAGGCUACAACACAUCUAUAGCUGUGGCAGAUGGCGAUGAUGAUGACGCUAUGGAGGAAGACACGAGCAGGCGGCUGGUCGGUCAAUAUACAGCUUCGAAGGAGCAGAUGAAUGAAUUCGCCCACGGCAACGGAGUCGAGGAGGAGGACAUCCUUUUAGGCAGAGAGAAGAGUGCACGUAUCAUAGAUCGUGAGACUGAAUACCAGAAGCGACGUUUCAACCGAGCUCUAACUCCAACGAGGGCGGACCCUUUCGCUGCGAAUGGAGCGGCUGAGGAUGGAGAGAGCUAUCGGGAGAUUAUGGCAAGAAGGGAAUUUGAGAGGGAAGAGGAACGGGUCAAAAGGGCGAUCGAGGAGAAAGCAGCAAAUGGCGAGACGGCUCCCCACGUAGCUACGCUGACGAAAGAAGACAGUGGCUCUCCAAGCGACAAGGACAAUAAGGAUGCCGGAUCCACAGAUGUCGUCCCUGCUGGCCGCAAGAGAAAGCAGAGAUGGGAUGUUGCUUCGGAAUCUGCUGAUGCCGCUGCUCAGUCUGCAGAGUCGAAAAUCAAACGCUCACGAUGGGAUCAGACACCUGCCAUUGGUGGCGCACCCGUUGAUGAGACCCCUCGACGGCGGUCAAGAUGGGAUCAAGCACCCGCUGCCACGCCUAUUGGCAAUCAAGGGUUAGUUACACCGAUGCACCCUUCGCAAAUGGGAGGUCCGGUGAUGCCAACAGCCUUUGGUACCGAUAUCUCGAUGCGCAACGCUCCACUUUCAGACGAGGAGCUGGACAUGAUGUUGCCUAGCGAGGGAUACAAGAUUCUUGAGCCGCCUCCUGGAUAUGCCCCCAUUCGCACCAUCGCCCAGAAACUCAUGGCCACUCCAGCUCCAGCUGGAGGUGCUUCCGGCUUUGGAGGCUUCAUGAUGCAGGAUCCGGAAAGUGGCAGGGCCCUCGGAAAGCAGCUGCCAACUGAAAUACCCGGAGUAGGAGAUCUCCAAUUCUUCAAAGCAGAAGAUAUGGCUUAUUUCGGCAAGCUUACCGACGGAAGCGAUGAGAACGAAAUGACUGUAGAGGAGUUGAAACAGCGAAAAAUUCUCAGACUCUUGCUAAAGGUCAAAAAUGGCACCCCACCGAUGAGAAAGACCGCUCUUCGUCAGCUCACCGAUAAUGCCCGCCAGUUUGGUGCUGGCCCUCUUUUCAAGGAAAUUCUACCACUUUUAUUCGAACGGUCCCUAGAAGAUCAGGAGCGACAUCUACUGGUCAAAGUCAUCGACCGCGUUCUUUAUAAACUUGAUGAACUGGUUAGACCCCACGUCCACCAGAUCUUGGUUGUCAUUGAACCACUCUUGAUCGACCAAGAUUAUUAUGCACGGAUGGAAGGUCAAGAAAUCAUCUCCAACCUUAGCAAAGCCGCUGGUCUCGCUCACAUGAUCAGCACCAUGCGACCUGAUAUUGAUCAUGUCGAUGAGAACGUACGCAACACUACCGCAAGAGCUUUCGCUGUCGUUGCCAAGGCUCUUGGCAUUCCUGCCCUUCUUCCCUUUUUGCGAGCAGUAUGUAGAAGCAAGAAGUCCUGGCAGGCACGACAUACUGGCUGCAGAGUCAUUCAACAGAUUCCGAUCAUGAUGGGCUGUGCUGUUCUGCCACACCUCAAAGGCCUCGUCGACUGCAUCGGCAUUUGCCUCCAAGAUGACCAAAGCAAAGUGAGAACACAGGCAAGCUUGUCUAUUGCAGCACUAGCUGAAGCAGCUCACCCAUAUGGUAUCGAGAGUUUCGACGAUAUCUUGAAACCCCUCUGGAUUGGGGCAAGGAAGCAACGAGGCAAGGGUUUGGCAGCUUUCCUGAAAGCCGUUGGAUUUGUUAUUCCCUUGAUGGACGAGGAGUAUGCAAAUUAUUACACCAGCCAGAUCAUGGAGAUUCUGCUUCGCGAGUUCUCAUCUCCAGAUGAGGAGAUGAAGAAAAUUGUGCUCAAGGUGGUUUCUCAGUGUGCAAGUACAGAUGGUGUCACAGCUGGCUACCUAAAGCAGCACGUCUUGGACGAGUUCUUCCAAAGUUUUUGGGUUCGACGAAUGGCCCUGGACAAGCGCAACUACAGACAGGUUGUCGACACUACCGUUGAUCUUGGUCAAAAGGUUGGCGUCAGUGAAAUUGUUGAGCGGAUCGUCAACAAUUUGAAGGAUGAGAGUGAAGCUUAUCGGAAGAUGACAGUGGAGACGGUGGAGAAAGUCAUUGCCAGCCUGGGUGCUGCAGAUAUUGGAGAGCGACUGGAGGAACGACUGAUUGACGGCAUUCUCUAUUCCUUCCAAGAACAAAGCGUUGAGGAUAUUGUGAUGCUCAAUGGCUUCGGCACGGUUGUAAAUGCCUUAGGGGCCCGAUGUAAGCCUUAUAUUCCCCAGCUCGUCAGUACAAUUUUGUGGCGCUUAAACAACAAGUCCGCAACUGUGCGACAGCAAGCCGCCGACUUGAUUUCGCGCAUUGCCAUGGUCAUGAAGCAAUGUGGCGAAGAUGCCCUGAUGGGCAAACUUGGUAUCGUCCUCUACGAAUACCUUGGAGAAGAGUAUCCGGAGGUUCUCGGUUCAAUUCUGGGCGCUCUCCGCUCCAUCGUCACAGUUGUUGGCAUCAACCAGAUGCAACCACCGAUCAAGGAUUUACUUCCCCGCCUUACACCCAUUUUGCGAAAUCGGCACGAAAAGGUGCAGGAAAACACGAUUGACUUGGUUGGCCGUAUCGCGGAUCGCGGUCCAGAAAGUGUCAACGCUAGAGAGUGGAUGAGAAUUUGUUUCGAACUCCUCGACAUGCUUAAGGCUCACAAGAAGGGAAUUCGUCGAGCUGCCAACAACACUUUCGGAUUCAUUGCGAAAGCAAUUGGACCACAGGACGUGCUCGCGACGCUGCUGAAUAAUUUGCGAGUUCAAGAGAGACAAUCGCGGGUUUGCACUGCUGUGGCGAUUGGCAUUGUUGCGGAAACAUGUGCACCCUUCACUGUCCUUCCCGCCCUCAUGAACGAAUAUCGAGUACCUGAGCUGAACGUCCAGAAUGGCGUUCUGAAAUCACUCUCCUUCCUCUUCGAAUACAUUGGCGAAAUGGCAAAGGAUUAUGUCUAUGCAGUCACGCCUCUGCUUGAGGACGCCUUAAUUGACCGGGACCAGGUUCAUCGUCAAACUGCAAGCGCUGUCGUGAAGCACGUUGCACUGGGCGUGGUUGGUCUUGGUUGUGAGGAUGCAAUGCUUCACUUACUGAACUUGCUGUGGCCCAACCUCUUUGAGACCAGUCCUCAUGUCAUCGAUCGGGUUCUUGAAGCCGUAGAUGCAAUCAGGAUGGCUAUUGGACCGGGUCUGGUCAUGAACUAUGUUUGGGCUGGACUUUUCCACCCAGCACGAAAGGUUCGCGUUCCAUAUUGGCGAAUUUACAAUUCUGCAUACACCCAAAGUGCGGAUUCGAUGGUCCCAUUUUACCCCGACUUGGACGACGAGCAAAUGGUGAGACACGAGCUGGCAAUUGUUAUUUAA
This is a messenger RNA of Hyaloscypha bicolor E, 3675 nucleotides long. Its product is annotated as ARM repeat-containing protein. The transcript has 2 exons. NCBI's taxonomy places the organism in Eukaryota, Fungi, Ascomycota, Leotiomycetes, Helotiales, Hyaloscyphaceae. The record is from RefSeq and is a predicted model, not a curated record. Bases 1 to 3675 code for a protein of 1224 amino acids. Gene Ontology annotation, cellular component: U2-type prespliceosome; catalytic step 2 spliceosome; U2 snRNP. Gene Ontology annotation, biological process: spliceosomal complex assembly. Gene Ontology annotation, molecular function: mRNA binding.